Messenger RNA from Dimorphilus gyrociliatus, 2449 nucleotides. Lineage: Eukaryota; Metazoa; Annelida; Polychaeta; Dinophilidae. The record is from the annotation of a GenBank genome assembly.
GUAUUGUCGAUUUUUUACCUGAGGUGCAUUAAAAAUACACAGUGCAGUAUAGUGUACAGGUGCCAACUGAAAGAGUUUUAUAUCAUUUUAUAAGAAAAGCUUAGUGAAUCUUGAAACAGUAUUUUAAUUUCUUUUAGUGAGCUUAAAUUUUACUUAUUAAAAAAUGCAAAUCAAUCGGUUAUUCUGUUCUAAUUACGGAAAUGGUCAAAAAGAAGAAACAACAGCUUGCUGUUGUACAUUGAAUAAAGUAAAAAAAAUCUCAAUUGGAGUUCUUGCCCUUCUGUGUUUUCUUCACUUUAUCUUCUUCCCCCUAGCAACGGAAUACUAUAAUGACGAGUGCUUCUUAAGUGCCCAAAAGUAUCAGGCUGUUGUUCAUGCCGUAUUUACAGUUGCAGGUCUCUUAAUACAACAUAAUCAAACAUUUUGGUUAGAUUAUGGAACAUUGCUAGGUUAUAUUAGAUCUGGUAGUAUUCUUCGAUAUGAUUCAGAUGCAGAUGUUGGUCGGAUGAUGUUAAAUGGCACAAAGGAAGCAAAAUUUUGUCGGGACUUUAAAAAAAUCUUACAAGCACAUCACAUGACGUUAGCAGAGAAUUGUACGAAAAUAUUUUAUACUAGCGAGAAUGGAGAUGUUGUACAUGUUGAUAUGUUCCGUUGGAAGAUUUCUACGACAGAAAGUGCGAAUGGAAGUGAAAUUAGAUCUCUAACGAGAAUAGAUGGUAAAGAAAAACACGAGAAGGAUAAACUUCUAAAAUACAGCAAAAAGAUGGGAGCAGGAAGCCUCCCGGCAGAUCUUGUUCUUCCUGUUCAGACAGUGAAAAUGAUGAAUAAACUUGUUAAAGUGCCCAAAGAACCUAUAGAUGUGAUAAAAGUACGAUACCCACUUAGCUAUAAAAUUCCGUUCCCAUACAAAUGGAAGUGUUGGCUACCGUGGAAUUUUCCUAAGAAAGUGCCAGAUAAGUCAUCAUAAUAGAAUAACAAAUUUUACAACGAAAUGAUUAAAAUGACUAAGAAAUUCAGAAUAGAAAUCAAAUCGCCCCUCUUCAGCGAUUAUUGAAUAUUUUAAGAUUACAACUAUGGAUAAGUUUAGUUAUUUUAUAUUUUAUAUAUCUAUUAUUAUUUUUUAUUUUUUCAUCUUUUUCUCUUUUCAAAUAUAUAACAGAAUUUCGUUUUUACAUUAUGAAUUUUUAAAAAUGAGAAGAGAUAUUACUAUUUUAAUAUCAUACUAUUAUUCUUCUUUUAUGGGAUAGUUAUGAAUAUGCCCGUUCAGAAAUUGAUUAUUCAACGAAAAAGAAAACAAUCAAUAUUUCUUAAUCCUGAACUAUAAUAUAUAAAAGCUAAGCGUUUAUAUAAAUUCUUAAAUUUUGCAGUCCAUUUUUAAUAGUUCUGGAACAUUAUAACAGAGUGAAAUAGAAAUGGGACAUAUGUGCCGUUUUAAAAGAACCUUUACGCAGAUAUCUGAUUGUUAUAUGUAAAAAAAUUAUUUGUAUUUGGAACACAGACAGUUUAAGUUUAUUCAUAAAGAAUUUUACUUCAACUAGAAGAUUUGAAUCAAUCUCUUUACUAAUCAGUCGACGCCUGUACAAUACCUGGUCUCUUUUAGUUGAUAAAAAUUGAUAAAAAAUAAAUGAUACGUUUAAAACAUCAUCUAAAAUGUACGUUGCUAGCUUCCACUUGAUAAGAAAAAACCAGGCUUAGUUGUAGGUAAAUUCUGUGUAAAUUAAAGGUUAACUUAUUCCCUAUAUAAAACAUUCUAUUUACUUAUGGGGGAGACAAAAAUUUCUAGGAGUGGGCAACAGCAUAUUUGCUUAUUGCCCAUAAUGCUAAAUAUUUAAUAUUUGUUUUCCUCACACCCUUUCGUUCUUUUAUACCCGUCAUUCUCUAUCUCUUUCCUCAGAAAUCUAUAUUUUAAUCAACAGUCAUAUCUGAUAUCAUACUUAGUAUUGACGAACGCGACAAAAUUAUAAAGUAAUUAUUAUAUGCUUUGAGUUAUUUUGCAUAAAUAACAGAAUAAAUAUUCAUUGUCUUAUAAACUUUUAAAAAGUAUAUAUUUGAAUAUUAACAACAAUAUUGGUACAAAUAUAUUAAUUAUAUGUUACAUAGUAUAGCGUUACGUGUCUUUGUUGCCAAAGUUCUUUUUUUAUCAGUACCAGAAAAUUUUACUCUACAGUUGGAAUAGUAAUUUAUUAUAGAACAUAUAGAUCAGGUCACACUGAUGAUGAAUCAUCGUUUAGUAGUAAAGUAUUAUUAAUAAAAUGUGACUAUGAGGUAUAAUUUUUCUGCUUUACACAAUAGAAUGUAAGACAGAAAGAACAGAGAGUGUAAUCAACAGGUACAAAAUGAUUAAUAGAGGAGAAAUGAACAAAACAAUAGUUUUGAAUAUUCAUUAGCCAAUGUGACCCCAGAAAUAUAAGUUGUUUAGAGUAAUAGUUCGAAAUAUGUAUGAAUUCUG